AUGCUUAGAAUAGGUGAAGAACCAUGCCCUUCUGAAUCCUCUAGCCUAACAGCUACCUUAGAAGGAGUUGCACACAACACGGUUAAUGAAGCUGUCAAAGAACCUGAAACCGAAUCAAGCAUUGGUGUUUCGCUUGAUUUGAAGCUUUCUUUGAAUGAAGAUUCGCGUUCGUUAUGCGAAUCAGAGAUUGAACUCAAUCUUUUCACCCCUACGAACCCUACUUCGUCUCACACAAAUGAGUCUGGUGUCAAUGAGACUUCACAAGAAAGGCGAUCUAAUACAAACAAGGUUUUCUCAUGCAACUUUUGCAAGAGAGAAUUUUCUAAUUCUCAAGCCUUAGGGGGACAUCAAAAUGCUCACAAACAAGAACGUGCAUUAGCCAAAAGGCGUAAAGAGAUCGAUGUGAAUGGUUUUGUCCCUCCACACUUUCCCAAUUACCCUUAUCCAAGAAUUUAUUCACACCCUUUUUAUGGAUCUUUGAAUAGAUCACCCCUUGGGGUUAGACUAGAGUCCAUGAUCCAUAAACCUUCGUAUCCAUGGACAUGGUCCAGCAGAUAUCAUCUUGGUCAUGGUUGGUCUAGGCAAGUCAUGAUGAACCCUCCUCAUCUACCAAGUGCUAAUCAAAAUCUAAGCAUCAACAAUGGUGGAUUUAGAAUCCCAGGGCCUUCAAACUCUUCAAGAAUUGUGGAAACUGGUGAUAUUUCUCAACCGAAUGUUGCAGUAAAUAGGCCAGUAGCUAGUGAUUAUCUUCAACCAAGCAAUCCUCCAGGAAGUGAUGAUCACAAGGAUGCGUCAGAAGUUGAUUUGUCCCUUAAGCUUUAA
Durio zibethinus is the source of this 822-nucleotide messenger RNA. Its product is annotated as zinc finger protein 3-like. The record is from RefSeq and is a predicted model, not a curated record. Gene Ontology annotation, biological process: negative regulation of abscisic acid-activated signaling pathway. NCBI's taxonomy places the organism in Eukaryota, Viridiplantae, Streptophyta, Magnoliopsida, Malvales, Malvaceae.